This is a messenger RNA of Lycium barbarum (goji berry), 2200 nucleotides long. RefSeq lists its product as uncharacterized. Lineage: Eukaryota; Viridiplantae; Streptophyta; Magnoliopsida; Solanales; Solanaceae. The transcript has 7 exons. The record is from RefSeq and is a predicted model, not a curated record. Bases 372 to 1184 code for a protein of 270 amino acids.
AUUAAAUACGGAGGGAAAAAUAAAGCGCCCGAUUAGCUCUGAAACCCCGAAACCCUUCCCCAUUUCGGCGGAAUCGCAUACACAAAAUUCUAGGGUUUGAAGGUGUCUCCAAUUCGAUCCAAACUCUCGUCCAAGUAAUCUUCAACAAGCUUUGAGAAGGUAAAGUUCAAAGCUCGUGAUGACUGAUGUUGAAGACGGAGUCCGACUUGUGCAAAACUUUUAACCUUUUUUUUUUUUUUUUUUUUUGCUUGGGAAAAUUGUUUAGGCAGAUUGCUUUAGGCCUCUUGAGCAUGCAUUCUCUUGAUUAUUGUUACCGAAGCCCAUGAUUUGGAGUUCUCUAUGGUGCUGAUGGUAAAGUGCGUCUGUAUGAUAUGGAUGUCACUGAUGUUACUGCAGUCUGCACAACUUUGAAAGAGGAUUUCUAUGCAUUUAAACAAUUGCUUCGUCGUUUUAUCAGACUUAUGCCAUUACCUGAUAAAGUGGUGUGUUCAACAUCUGAGGGUUUGCAUUUGCCGCAUGGUGUCAAAUGCUACUUUGACUUGAUAUCUAACAUUAAGGGGUCGAACAUGGAUUACUACAAGUGGCUUUACAACCUUCCCAUCUUUUGGAAUGCUAAUAAAAAAGGGCUCUUUAUUGGCAUUAUGUCAAGGAUAAUGAGGGAAUUUUGUGAACAUAGUGACGAAUGCUUCAAAUUUAAGGAAAUUGAUAACGAUUGGGGAACAAAAAAAAUAACACAGGGAGUCGAUCCUAGGCUUUGGAAUUUCUACCACUAUACAGAUAAAGCUGGUAAUAAAAACAAGAACUAUCAAAAAGAUUGGGGAAGCACAGUGUAUGCAAGAAAUUUUCUGCAACAUUGCAAGUUGGGCACUAGGACUUUUGAUCUGCUGGAGCCGGUGUUUCCGGAACUCAUAUCUUUGAUUUAUAAGCAUUUUGUUGAAGGAAUUACAAGAGGAGUAUACUAUGAUGUGCAUUUAAGUGAUGGUGAUGAUGAUGAUGAUGAUGAUGAUAGUGAUAGUGACACAGAGAUUAGCCUUGAAGCUAGAAAAGAAAUUACAAGUGGUGCCCCAAGUGAUGAUGAUGAUGAUGGCACAAAGAUGGCACCCACAAAGAGGGAACCCAAAUUUAUUAGCAUUGACCAAUUUCUUUGGAAAGAGCCCUCGAUAUUUAGAUUGUAUGAUGUUUAGUGGAUCUGAACCUGUGAAGAUGAUCAAAGAUGGUCCGUCAAUUCCUAUUUUGUUUCUGUAAAUUUGAAGUGUAUGUAAAGAAGCGGGGCUGUGAUUUUGAGUUCAAGGAUUAAUGUCGCACCGUGAUUCGAACAUGCCACCUAUAGCAAUUUUUAAGAACUACUGACUAAAAGCUUUCCCUAUGUCUAAGGCACAACAAGAUGUUGAUCACUCAGAUCCAUUGCGUUACUCGAGAGGAACUACAAAUAGUUCUAGGCUACUGACUGCAUCUGAAGAACAGGAGUUAUCGAAAGGAAUGCAUGUGCUUUAGCUUUUUCAAUGUUUUUUGGGAAAAUGUGCAAAUAUACCCCUAAACUUUGCGAUUUAGAGCAGAUAUGUCCCUCGUUACAAAAGUGGUGCAUAUAUACCGCUGCCGUUACAAAAAUGGUGUAAAUAUACCCCUGCAGUUACAAAAUGGUGCAAAUAUACUCUUUUCACUAACGGAAUUUGUUAAAAAAAUCAUUUAAUUUUUUUUUAAUUAAAAAAAGGUCUACCUAUAUUUUCCUUAGUAGACAAUUUUCUAAAAUCACAUGGUAAUUUUUUUUGGUCGGUGGGGUCUGGUAAGUUUAAAAAAAUGGGUAGAUUUAUUUUUUUAAAGUCAUGGAGAUAUUUUUUAAAAUUUACUAGACCCGAUUCACCAGAAAAAAAAAUUACCAUGUGGCUUUAGAAAAUUAUGUCUACUAAGGAAAAUAUAGGUAGACUUUUUUUUAAUUAAAAAAUAAAUUAAAUGAUUUUUAAAAAAAAAUUCCGUUAGUGAAACGGGUAUAUUUGCACCAUUUUGUAACUACAGGGGUAUAUUUGCACCAUUUUUGUAACGGCAGGGGUAUAUAUGCAUCACUUUUGUAACGAGGGGCAUAUCUGUUCUAAGCAAAAUUUAGGGGUAUAUUUGCACCUUUUCCCAUGUUUUUUAUUAAGUAUUUAGCUUUUUCUAACUAUAAGACACAACAUGAACCUAUGGCAUUUGUUCUUUUCCUCAA